CUGAAACUUUUUUUUUAUCGAGAAAUUAAUAUUCAGUAAAAGAUAAUUUAAUCUAUUUGUAUAUAUGAAUGAAUAUAUAUUUAUAUAUAUAUGUAUGUAUGCAUAUAUAUAUAUGUAUAAAUUUAAACGUUAUUUCUUCAUCGACUAACCUAAAAAAAAUGUCUAUAAGUAACGAAAAAGAGGCGAUAGAAAAAUUUAUUGCAGAAUUAAAAGAAUUUUUGAAAAAUGAUGAUUCAGAAAGUGCUGUACUUUUAUUCAAAAAUAACAUUUACGAACAAAUCAUUGAACAAUCUUCGUGGGAUGUUGUACCCAUUGUUUCUAAUUAUUUUACGAGUUCUAAUGCUAACAAUAAAAAGAAAUUGUUUGAAUGUUGUGAAACUAUACUCAAUAUAAUAGCAGAAAAGUGUAAUCCAUCUGAGACUGUAUUACAGUUUUUAGAACAAAUUGAAUCUUUAGAAAAUGAUACGAAAUUUUGUACAAUGUUGAAGCCAGUUGGAAUUAGUUUUAAUAAACUAAACGAUAAAUCUAAGGCCAUUGAAUGGUGUGUUGGUACGAUACAAUCUUAUGUACAAGCAUUACCAAUACCGAAUUACGAUAAAUCAGAGUUCAACAAAAAUAAAAAUAUCAAAGAAACAAGUGCAAUUUCAGAUAGAAUUAUCAAUUUGUAUACUAAUAUUGUUUCAUUCUUACAAUCAUUAAUCCAAGAAUUAAGCACAACAAAUAUUACUAAACAAGAUAUUAUAUUUAAGGAAUAUUUAUUAGGUCUCCUAAUUUAUUUAUUAGGAAGACCAUAUUGUUAUUUAUACGAAGAUGUUAUAGCAUCAGAAAUUCGCGAUCAAAUAUUAAAGCUUAUAUUUCAUCUUGCCAAAGAUGUAUUGUAUCCUUUAAGUUUUAUAAAUGGUCGUUCGAUAUUAGAGAAUGACUGGACAUUUAAAAAAGAUUCGGAUGAAAAAUCUAUAAGUGUAAGUAAACAGUUAGAAAAGUGUGAGAUCUUGGAAUUGCAAGAAAUUGUACCAACAUUGGCAUAUGCUAACUUUUAUUUUUAUGUAAUAACGAGAGAAACUUUAUGGAUAAAACUUCCACAAGUAUAUCAUCCACAUUAUAUUUUUCAAGCGGGCAUUUUUCUCGUUAAUUGUCUUCUUAAGGAACAAGAUAUUGCGUUAAUAUCUAAAGGUUUAAUAUUUAUGGAAUUACUUGUAAAACGUGUGGAGAAAAUGUCCAUUGGUCCGGAUAAAUUAGAAUUAAGAAUUUAUGUUAAAUUACUACACGCUAUUAUUAAUGUCAUGAUAUAUUGCGAAAGCGACAGUGAAAGAAAAAAGGCAUUAUCAAUUUUUCAUGAAUAUAUUAUAAAUAUUUUUAAUAUGGAAGCUAGAUAUUUCGUAAUAUUAUACUUAUAUAAUACAUGUUACCAUUCUGGCGUUCUUAGUUUGAUAACUGGUUUAGUUAAAACAUCUAUCAUUGAAAGUUUAGGAAUGACACCUAGAUGUACAUAUUUCUUUGGUAACAAUUUAGAUUCUUUAUUAAAAAGUGCGUGUAAGUUGCCUUAUGGUAGUGCAACCGAUUUGGUAGAGAUAUCAGAUGAAAUAAUAACUACAUUAAAUCUCUUAAGAUUUUUACUUAUCAGAGAUCGAUUUAAUGAAACUGGCAUUUGGAGUAUAAUAAAUGUGCUUGAAGAAAAUUAUUUGAAACCCUUAAGACAAGGGAUAGAUUUAUGUAAGGCACAUUGGAAAACUAAAAUAAAAGAUUUAGAGGAAGCAAAAACUAAGAAUAUUUCUAGCGAAAUAGAAGCAGAUAAGAAGGUGAUGUUAUCUGUUGGUAACAAAAAAUUACCAGCCAUGCCAAUAACACAAAAACUCAAAUUUUCACAUCAAGUUUUAUGCGGUCUUGAUGUAAUGGAAAGUCUUUUAAUUAGAGUUAAUGAGUGCAUUGUGAAUGAUUCUAUAAAAAAUAUCUUAUUAUAAAUCAUAAUAUAUUGAGUUACAUAUA
Vespa crabro (European hornet) is the source of this 1986-nucleotide messenger RNA. RefSeq names its product glomulin. The transcript has a single exon. Gene Ontology annotation, molecular function: ubiquitin-protein transferase inhibitor activity. The record is from RefSeq and is a predicted model, not a curated record. Bases 69 to 1961 code for a protein of 630 amino acids. Lineage: Eukaryota; Metazoa; Arthropoda; Insecta; Hymenoptera; Vespidae. Gene Ontology annotation, cellular component: cytoplasm.